Messenger RNA from Doryrhamphus excisus (bluestripe pipefish), 4039 nucleotides. NCBI's taxonomy places the organism in Eukaryota, Metazoa, Chordata, Actinopteri, Syngnathiformes, Syngnathidae. The record is from RefSeq and is a predicted model, not a curated record.
UACGGGUUGGACAGUCUGAAUUCAUGAGGCUAGUUCGCGGCUGGAGCGGGAACCUUCGAAUUUCUGACCUUCGUCGACCGGGUAGGCUUCUGGCCUAGUCGGCAAACCGGACACAGCAUUUGAGAUUGAAAGGUUGAGAUUUUAUAUUUAUUUAUUCAGUCAAACAUAGACAUUAAACAUGGCAUCAAUUUCAAGUAAACUUCUAGGGUGAAAUAGUGCCACAAUGGGCUGCUUUAAAACAAAAUGAAAGCCAAAAAGUAAAAAAUAUAUAUAUAGCGAAUUAACAAUAUAAAUGGCAAAUAAGAUGGUAUUAGAUGGUAAACAUCUUAAUUAUCUUAAGUCGUUUCAACUUUUUUGUCUGUAGCUUGUUUUGUCUUUCCGAACUCCAUGGCUUUAUGUACCAAGCUAACUGUAGCUAAGCUUAUCGCUUUAGCUAUGUUUGCAUCAUCAUACUUAAUUAAAGUAAAACCAGAGGACAAUUGGGUGGAGACACCCUCCCUCCAAUGCGUGAUGGCCCCAGAGAGACGCUUUGACUGUGCCCGGGACAGAGUCCUCAGCAAGAGGGAAUGUGAGCAGAGGGCUUGUUGUUACUCUCCACUCAAUGACUCCAGAGCUCCAUGGUGCUUCUACCCUCAUUCAUACCCUGGCUACACAAUGGGGCCCCUGACCCCCACCCAGAGGGGGCAGGCUGCCACUCUCACCCGUGCCACCGCCUCGUACCUGCCCAGAGAUGUCUCCACUCUUUACCUAGAAGAGACACAGGAAUCUGCGGGCUGUUUACGCCUCACUAUGAAGGAUCCAUGGUCGCAUCGUUAUGAAGUUGACCUCCCUGAUGGAGUCCCUCAGGGCAAAGCCAGUAGCCAAGAUGCCCUCUAUAACAUAGAAUACCACACCAAGCCAUUUGGAUUUAUUGUGACACGUAAAUCCAACGGGAGGGUCAUCAUGAAUACCACAGUGGCACCUGUGCUGUUUUCUGACCAGUACCUUCAGCUAUCCACUACCCUGGCCUCCUCUCUUGUGUCAGGCCUUGGAGAGCACUACACCUCCUUGAUUUUGGAUCUUAACUGGACCUCCCUGACCCUCUGGAACAGAGAUAUGGCCCCUCAUGCUGAUGCAAACCUCUACGGCUCUCAUCCGUUCUACAUGGUACAGGAGGAGGAUGGACUGGCACAUGGAGUGUUCCUUCUCAACAGCAAUGCCAUAGAGGUAAUCUUGCAGCCUCUGCCAGCUCUGACUUGGGUGUCCACAGGUGGGAUCCUGGAUCUAUAUGUCUUCAUGGGUCCAGAUCCUCAGACUGUUAUACGACAAUACCUGCAAAUCAUUGGGUACCCCAUGAUGCCCCCCUAUUGGUCACUGGGCUUCCACUUGUGUCGCUGGGGCUACACAAGUACUAAUAUGACCCGGCAGGUGGUACAGAGGAUGCAUGAUGCCAACUUACCUUUGGAUGUGCAGUGGAACGACCUUGACUAUGCAGCCAAGCACAGGGUAUUCACCCUUGACCCCUUGCGCUUCGGGGACCUGAAAGAGAUGGUGGAGGAGUUGCACCACAAAAGAGGCAUGAAGUACAUCCUCAUCCUGGACCCAGGGAUCAGCACCACGAGUCCUCCUGGAACUUACCCUCCCUUUGAUGAUGGGCUGAAACGAGAUGUGUUUAUAAAGAACGCUUCAGGUGAUCUUCUAAUUGGGAAGGUUUGGCCUGGACCAACCGCGUUCCCUGACUUCACCAACCCGGAGACACGACAGUGGUGGGAAGACUGUAUUAGGGCUUUUUAUGCAAAAGUUCCUGUGGAUGGAUUAUGGAUUGAUAUGAAUGAACCAUCCAAUUUCGUUGCUGGCUCAUUGGAGGGUUGUCCCGACACAGAUCUUGAGAACCCACCAUACAUUCCCAUCCUCCCAACAGGGGUUAUUGGUGGUCGCUUGAACUCACAGACUAUUUGCAUGUCGGCUCAACAAAAGCUGUCAACACACUACAACCUGCAUAAUAUGUACGGACUGACUGAAGCCUUCGCCACUCACAGUGCUCUUGUGAAAGUACAAGGGAAGAGGCCGUUUGUGCUCUCUCGCUCCUCAUACCCGAGCAUCGGACGCUUCUCUGGAGUUUGGACAGGAGACGUCAGGAGCGACUGGGAGCAGCUUCGAUACUCCAUCCCUUCCGUGCUACAGUUCAGCCUGUUUGGGGUGCCUCUGGUGGGGGCGGACAUCUGUGGCUUCCAAGGAAACACCACAGAGGAGUUGUGCGUACGAUGGAUGCAGCUUGGGGCCUUCUAUCCAUUCAUGAGGAAUCACAAUGACAAGCCAUAUGCUUCUCAGGAGCCGUAUGUUUUCGGGCAGAAGGCCCAGACGGCCAUGCGCAUUGCACUGAACCUUCGUUACUCCCUCCUCCCGUUUCUCUACACACUCUUCCAUCAUGCACACACCUCCGCAGACAUGGUGGCCAGGCCUCUUUUCAUGGAGUUUCCCACUGACCCUAACAGUCAGACCAUUGACCGACAGUUCCUAUGGGGGAGUUCUCUCCUCAUCAGCCCUGUCUUAGAGGAAGGUGCAGUGGAGGUUGCAGCUUACCUGCCUCCCUGUACUUGGUACAGCCUACACAAUGGUCAGCCUUUGUACAGCAAAGGUCAGUUCCUGGUCCUGUCCGCUCCUUUGGACACAAUCAACAUCCACGUGAGGGAGGGCCACAUUAUCCCCCGGCAGGAAUCUGCUUUAACAACAGCGGCCUCACGCAGAAACCCCUUUUUCCUGACCGUUGCGCUCUCAGCAGCAGGUUCAGCCUGGGGCGACUUGUUCUGGGAUGAUGGGGAUAGUAUUGACACAUUUGAAAGGGGAACUUAUUGUUACAUUAUCUUCACUGCUGAACAGUCCCAGGUGAUGAGUGUCCCUAUUAGAAUGAAUGGAGCACUAGAUGGUCUUAUACUGGGCGGAAUGCAGGUGUUUGGGGUCCUCUCACCACCUCAGUACGUCGUAGCCAAUGGAGAGAAAGUGAAGGAUUUCCUGUAUAAUAAUGACACAAAGGUUUUAAAAGUGAGCAGGCUGGCCUUGCCCUUGUCAAAGAUGAUUACAGUCCAGUGGGUUCUGUAAUGCACUGAUAUCAACUGUCCAUUUUUUUUAAAGAAAGAUAAAAAAUGUGGCUAAACAAUAUUCACACCUACAAAUACCUGGGAGUGCAUCUGGAUGAUGGACUGGACUGGACAGCCAACAUGGAUGCUACGUUCUUCAACGUAUACAAGAAGCUGCUACAGAUCUUCUACCAGACUGUGGUAGAUAGUGCCCUUCUUGAAGAGAGCAGCCUCAAGAAGAACAAUGCCACAUGUUGUAGAAAUCCUCCCCCGAGGACUCUAAGUGGGUUUCGAAUAGAGGAUAAGGGAAUCUUAAAGAAUUCCAGAAUGAAUGAGAACCAGAUUGUUUAUUCCUGUCAACAAUACCUAAUACAGACGUCCGGGCUUAUCUGCAGUCCCUGUAUGCCUACAAGUAAGCGGGUCUUAUGACAGCGCAGCUGCAAAAAAGCACCCUUCCUUUCCCUGCCCGGCGUUUUAUACACUCAAGAUUGGGUAAGAGGAUGGAGUCCUGGACCAAUCAGCUUUCGUCACUGCCCUUGCGUGAACCGCUCCUUUCAUGGUGUUUCUGCUUUUGUUUGUUCGCAGGGGCAUCAAGGCGUUGUCUGUAUUUGUGAGACUAUGUGUUUGUUUUAGCUUUUAUCUCUAGCUAGCAAAAUUGAGCAAAUACUUUCAACGUUUGGACAAACUGGUGAGGAAGGCAGAUGCUGUCAUUGGCACUGAACUAAACAAUUUGACGUCUGUGGCAGAGCAAAGGACACCGAGGAGGCUCCUUUCCAUUAUGAACAACCAGCAUCAUCUCAACAGAAGAGCGAUUUCAGUGGCAGAUUACUAUCACUGUCUUGCUUUGCCGAAAGACUGAGGGUAUCAUUCCUCCCCCACGCCACUACAAAUUUGACAUGAUCUGUUGUGUUUUAUUUUGUGACAUCAGUGAGCUCAUGACAUUUUUGCAGACGUUAUGGAAAUGUGAAUUUCUCUUGGCAAUC